UACCACCAUUAUUUUUAAACGCAUCGUUGAACUAACGAGAGAGAAGUAAGAAAAAACGGUUUAAACGUGUACUAUCGAAAGAAUUCUUUUACGAACGAGUUCUUGUCAUCGUUUUUUGGCAAAGAUAUAGGAGUAAGUAAAAAAUUAUGGGAACCCGCAAACCGAUUCGAACGUACCAGAGAAAGAUCGUGAAGAAUUCCUUCGUGGGUUUAUCGGCGCUACCUGUCCGAACGAUUAAAAAGUACGAUCCUGUGGAAAACGUGCAAACACGCUUGGAUAAAAGUGGAACGUUCAUCGACGAGUCCCUGAAUUAUGAUCCGUUUGAAACGACUUUUGACAGGCUCGCCAAAGACGCGAUUGUUCCUCCUUUGCCACCGGAUGCAAAUCGACACGAUUCAUCGAACCGCGGCAGUAGUGAGAGCGAUACCAGCAAUGUGACAAAUAUAAAAUCUCCUGAACAUGAUGCGUUCACCCUUUUUGCAGACAAUGGCGCAUCCAGUUUGAUGCACAAGAGUGUUAAACUUGGUCGUAGAUGCAACAGGUCACGAAAGUCCAAGUUGAAUGCUCCAACAUCAAAGACAAAAGCAGAGCAACAGAAAAGGCAAGCGAGUAAAAUGCAAAAAAGAAGCAAGAUGGCACAAAAUAUAUCCAACGAGCCUGAUAACAAGUGCGACGAACAACGACCUCGUUCCAAACGUGAUACUACGAGUCGUUUAAAGAACGCUGUGUACGAUGAGAGCGAUGUUUUGCACCACUCGUGUAAGAAGAUUUUAAAGACUGACGAAGUCACAACCACGCUACAGACCAUGGUGGACGGUUUUGUCACGGAUUUGAAAUGCGUAUCAAGUAACUUGCGAAACGUCAAACCAUGUUUCGUUAAGUUGGUCCGUUGCAUCGAUCAAAAUUCGUAUGAGCCAAAUACUGAGAAAAGCGUGGCGGAUACGCGGAUAAAACGUUUACAGAGAAAUGAAGAUAUUAACGAAAUAGUACACAACACUGAUUCACGAUCGAACUCGACUGAAUAUAACGGUAUCAUAGAAAACUUUAGGAAUAUAUCACUUAAAUCAUGUUCGGUGGUGUUAUGUGACGAUAUUCGAAAUUGUAGGGAGAAAUGUAUAAACGGCUACCUUGAUAAAUCGGUCGUGUCGAGUUCAGUCUUCCACGAUUCGUCCAAAAUCGUUUCUCGUUGCAGUGAUAAUGUUAAGCUUGCCAUACGCCACCAUACGGAAGGAAACGGUGAAAAUAUAAUAAUAAGAGACAGUUUCGUGAGACUAGAGAAAUUAAAGAGGGAAGACUUUCUUAAGAAGGACCGUGUAACUUCUAACGAGAGAAAGCGACAGAUGGUCGUUUCUAGUACUCCCAUUGACAAAUUGACGCGGGUUAGACCUUCUACCUGUUCAGUAUUACUGUCCCCUAUUGACACCAAAGAAGGUACAUCACAUUUUGAACAAAAUUUCUCGGUGAUGACGGAGAAGAAUGUUCUCAACUUCACACCGUCUGCUAAUCAUUCCAAUAAGAAAAUUCGUUUGUCGAUUGCACAAUCGGAAGAUUGUAAAUUCGAUGUUGCGGAUAUACACGAACAGCAGACACAAAUUUUAUGUUCGUCGCAGUCUACGCGAAUAAUGGAGGAUUUUGUUGUCAAGACUGAAACAAUAUCUUUCGAGGAGGAUAUUUAUACGGCAAAUACGCAAAAGUAUAAUAUGGAAGAUGAUGCAGUACUCCCAUGUUCCUUGAACACGUUCGCAGCCACCGAUCAAUCACGAUCGUUAUUUAGUACGGAUACAACGUACGAUCACUCCACGCGAGACGCAGUUAAAAAUGAAAUAAAAGAACAAAUUGACGAAAUGAUCAGUUUUCCCGUCGAUUUACGUUCCGAGCAAGAGUGGAGUGAUAAGGCCCUUUUAUCUUUUAACUUUUAUCAACAACCAGGAGGAAGCAAUCUCGAACGUUCAAAAAGUACGAGUUCCAAUCAACCUUUCCAUCAGGUUGAAUCGAAAUUCGACACGACAGUUGAACGAUACAGCGAUAGCAUAAACGCCAUAAACAGACAAAUAGAAAAAUCGAUUUUCUUAAAACCCGGUAAAUCUUGGACCAGAUCUUUAUCGAUAUUAAAUAACAUAAAUGAUGAGUGUAAUUUAGAUAAAUUAAGUCUCGGCAAGGGAAGGAAGUGGAGGAACAGUGUUAGAGAUCUGCUGGAUAUGCAGAAACAAGGAAUUGUCCAAAGCUGCUGCGAGAAACAAAAGGAUGAUUUACCAAGCCCUGAUGUAUCAAAUAGAUCUUCGUUCGACAUCGAUAGACACGAAACAUUUAAUUCAACGAACCACGUUAGAUUUUCCAAGAGGAUCUCGGUACGAGUUGUACCUAACGAUACGAGCGUUAACCACGAAGUGAAAGACGUACCAUUUCUCGAGGCAUUUGGGAUAAAUUCGAAAUUAUCGCUUUCGCGUGCAGAUCAGACGCAAUCAGCGACGCGCGAUGAUCUAAUCAGAAAGCAUUCCACGACUGCGAAAGAUGUCGUUUUAAAAAAGUGUUCGCAGCAACGUUAUCUACCCUUUUCAAGGUGUUUUCCCAAGUCGUAUUUAAUGCACUGUCGUAAAAUUGGUGAAGGUGUUUACGGAGAAGUCUUUCUUUACGAAAACAAUUUCAAGAAAACAAAAUCCGUUAUAAAAAUUAUUCCUAUAGAGGGCAAAGAGUUAGUCAACGGUGAGCCGCAAAAGAAAUUCAACGAAAUAUUAUCGGAAAUUGUGAUUGCACAAGAAUUGAGUAACCUCCGAUCAAACGAUGUAUGCAGAACUGGAGGAUUUGUAGAGGUCAAAAACAUAAAAUGUAUUAUUGGAACGUAUCCGAAAAAACUGGUAAAACUUUGGAACGCUUAUGAUGAGGAGAAAACAUCUGACAACGAUUGCCCCUCGAUGUUUGAUAAAAAUCAAUUGUACAUCGCCCUUGAACUCGGUCACGGUGGUGAAGAUCUCGAAGCUUUCGUUUUCCAAACCGCGGAUGAGACUUGUGCUUUAUUUUUCCAAGUUGGUUGCUUAUAUAUAUGCCUUUAUCGCUCCUUCCUCCCUCUCUCCUUCUCAUUUCUUGCACAUUUUUAUUAUUCUCUGUUUAUUUUCAUUCCUUUACAGAUCGCGUUCGCGUUAGCAGUUGCGGAACGGGCGCUUGAAUUUGAACACAGAGACUUGCAUUGGGGUAACGUAUUGAUAUCGAAAACAACAGAUAAAUAUAUAUAUUACAAGCUGGAUGAAAAAGAAAUCAGACUUUUGAGCAACGGCGUAAGGGUAUCUAUCAUAGACUUUACUUUGUCGAGAAUGUUGUAUCAGCAAUGUUGCAUAUAUAAUGAUCUUGCACUGGAUCCGGCCUUGUUCACCGCUCAUGGCGAAUAUCAAUUUGAGAUUUAUCGUCUUAUGCGCGACAAACUUCAGAAUAAUUGGCGAGAGUUUGAGCCUUAUACGAAUAUUUUGUGGUUACAUUACAUUCUGGACAAGAUGAUUACGAUGGUACGAUAUAAAAGGAAGGACUUGAGAAUACACGACUACUCGAUUGGCCGAUUAAAGGAAUUAAAAAAUUUAAUCUUAAACUACGACAGUACGUACGACUUUGUAACUAAUUACAACGAUAUUCCAUGCCGAUGUUUCUAAUAUACAUGGGCUUGUAAGUGUUCCAAUAAAGUUUUUGAGCCAUUGGAGGAAA
Molecule: messenger RNA, 3690 nt
Organism: Ooceraea biroi (clonal raider ant)
Lineage: Eukaryota; Metazoa; Arthropoda; Insecta; Hymenoptera; Formicidae
Gene: Haspin
Product: haspin
Biological process (GO): mitotic cell cycle; intracellular signal transduction; protein phosphorylation
Cellular component (GO): cytoplasm; nucleus
Molecular function (GO): histone H3T3 kinase activity; ATP binding
Source: RefSeq, a predicted model, not a curated record